GGCCGCGGCCCCGCUCCCGGCCCUGCCUCUCCCCGGUAGCGCCAUGGCCGCGGCCCCGGCGGCAGAGGGGGCCCCGGCGGCACCGGACGGCAGCAACAGCAGCGCCGAGUCCUUGGACCGUCUGUACCCGGCGGUGGGCUCCUCCAAGCCGCCCCGAAAGCGGACCACGAGCCAGUGCAAGUCGGAGCCCCCCCUGCUGCGGACCAGCAAGAGGACCAUCUACACGGCCGGCCGGCCGCCCUGGUACAACGAGCACGGCACCCAGUCCAAGGAGGCCUUCGUCAUAGGCCUGGGAGGAGGCAGCGCCUCUGGGAAGACCACGGUGGCCACCAUGAUCAUCGAGGCUCUCGACGUCCCCUGGGUGGUGCUGCUCUCCAUGGACUCCUUCUACAAGGUAUUGACCAAGCAGCAGCAGGAGCAGGCGGCCAGCAACGACUUCAACUUCGACCACCCCGAUGCCUUCGACUUCGACCUCAUCAUCGCCACCCUGAAGAAGCUGAAGCAAGGCAAGAGCGUGAAGAUCCCCAUCUACGACUUCACCACCCACAGCCGGAAGAAGGAAUGGAAAACCCUGUACGGCGCCAACGUGAUUAUUUUUGAAGGCAUCAUGGCGUUCGCGGACAAGGAGCUCCUGAAGCUCCUGGACCUGAAAAUAUUCGUCGACACGGACUCGGACAUCCGCUUGGUGCGCCGCCUGCGCAGGGACAUCAGCGAGCGCGGCCGUGACAUCGAGGGCGUCAUCAAGCAGUACAACAAGUUCGUCAAGCCCGCCUUCGACCAGUACAUCCAGCCCACCAUGCGCCUGGCCGACAUCGUCGUGCCCCGAGGGAGUGGAAACACGGUGGCCAUCGACCUGAUCGUUCAGCACGUCCACAGCCAGCUGGAAGAGCCCUCCUCCCAGACAAAGUCGCUUGCCCAUCCUGCCCAGCCUCCUGGAAGCCAAAUGGCUGUGACCUUCAGCUCAUUACUGCCGCUCUCAAACCGAGAGACCCUCAGCGUGCUGAAGAGCACCCCUCAGGUGAGGGGCAUGCACACCAUCAUCAGAAACAAGGAGACCAGCAGGGACGAGUUCAUUUUCUACUCCAAGAGGCUGAUGCGGUUGCUGAUUGAGCACGCGCUCUCGUUUCUCCCUUUCCAGAGUUGCACAGUCCAGACCCCUCAGGGACAGGACUACGAAGGGAGGACAUACAGUGGGAAGCAAAUCACCGGGGUGUCCAUCCUGCGGGCGGGCGAGACGAUGGAGCCAGCGCUGCGAGCUGUCUGCAAGGACGUGCGCAUCGGGACCAUUCUCAUCCAGACCAACUGCAACACGGGCGAGCCGGAGCUCCACUACCUGCGGCUGCCGAAGGACAUCAGCGAAGACCACGUCAUCCUGAUGGACUGCACGGUCUCCACAGGCGCAGCAGCCAUGAUGGCAGUGCGGGUGCUGCUGGAUCACGAUGUCCCAGAAGACAAGAUCUUCCUCCUCUCCCUGCUUAUGGCAGAGAUGGGUGUCCACUCAGUCGCCUACGCUUUCCCCCGGGUGAAGAUCAUCACCACAGCUGUGGACAAGAAGGUGAAUGACCUUUUCCGGAUAAUCCCUGGCAUUGGGAAUUUUGGCGAUCGGUACUUCGGAACGGACGCUCCUCCUGACUGGAGUGAUGAUGAAGACGCUCUUAGCACUUAGCUGGAUGUGGAGGUGCCUCUGGUGACAGGCAGCUUCAGCACCGCACCUUAACCCCUUCUGUCCAUUGCAAAGAUUUCUCCUUUCUCCUCACCAAGCAUAGAUAUUUUUUUCAAAUCUUACAUUGGAGAUCUAGGGCAUAUUUUUUCAAAGAUACACAAAUCCUAGUUUGACUUUGUGGACAGUUGCGUGUCCCAGCAUAGAGUGGAGUUAAUUUAUUUUAAUUUAAAUAUUUGCCUAUAUAACUUAUUGGAG
This is a messenger RNA of Cygnus atratus (black swan), 1918 nucleotides long. RefSeq names its product uridine-cytidine kinase 1 like 1 (gene UCKL1). Lineage: Eukaryota; Metazoa; Chordata; Aves; Anseriformes; Anatidae. The coding region runs from base 44 to 1666 and encodes 540 amino acids. The record is from RefSeq and is a predicted model, not a curated record. Gene Ontology annotation, molecular function: ATP binding; kinase activity. The transcript is spliced from 15 exons. Gene Ontology annotation, cellular component: cytoplasm.